GGCAGCUUGUGCUCCGUGUCUGUUAAAUACCUACCCCUUCCAGCCUUGCUACGCUGCUGCGUGUUUGCAAGUCGUGCAAAGCCGACACACGCCUUGGUCUGGCCAGAAGUAUGCUUGGGUCGGCUGAUUGCAGCAGAUCUUUUUCUUACGUGUGCUGCUGUCUCUCAAGCAUCUGAUUGCGCAGCUGUCCUUGUAACUCCGGAAUUCCCGUUCAUCGAUAUAUCUGCCCCUCCUCAUCCGUCCUUUCUGCCCCCACCGCAGCAUCGGAACCAACGCGCAAGCCCUGUCGCAGGGAAAAGCCACGAAACAAACGAAGAAACCGCUCUACACCAUGGCCGACUUACAGGGCCGCAAGAUUUUCAAGGUCUUCAACCAGGAUUUCAUUGUCGAUGAGCGGUACACGGUGACCAAGGAGCUGGGCCAGGGAGCCUAUGGCAUUGUCUGCGCGGCCGUGAACAACCAAACCAACGAGGGCGUCGCCAUCAAGAAGGUCACCAAUGUCUUCAGCAAGAAGAUCCUGGCCAAGCGCGCCCUGCGCGAGAUCAAGCUGCUGCAGCACUUUCGGGGCCACCGCAACAUCACUUGCCUGUAUGACAUGGACAUUCCCAGGCCCGACAACUUCAACGAGACGUAUCUCUACGAAGAGCUGAUGGAAUGCGACCUUGCGGCGAUCAUCCGGUCCGGACAGCCGCUCACCGACGCCCACUUCCAGUCGUUCAUCUACCAGAUCCUCUGCGGUCUGAAGUACAUCCACUCGGCCAACGUGCUGCACCGCGAUCUCAAGCCGGGCAACCUCCUCGUCAACGCCGACUGCGAGCUGAAGAUCUGCGAUUUCGGCCUCGCGCGCGGCUUCUCGAUUGAUCCCGAGGAAAACGCCGGGUAUAUGACCGAGUACGUCGCAACGAGAUGGUACCGCGCGCCCGAGAUCAUGCUCAGCUUCCAGAACUACACCAAAGCUAUCGACGUGUGGUCGGUCGGAUGCAUCCUUGCUGAGCUGCUCGGCGGCCGGCCCUUCUUCAAGGGCCGCGACUACGUCGACCAGCUCAACCAGAUCCUGCACAUCCUGGGCACGCCCAACGAGGAGACGCUCUCACGGAUCGGGUCGCCGCGCGCCCAGGAGUACGUGCGCAACCUGCCGUACAUGGCCAAGAAGUCGUUCCCCUCGCUGUUCCCCAACGCCAACCCGGACGCGCUCGACCUGCUUGACCGCAUGCUCGCCUUCGACCCCUCGCGCCGCAUCUCGGUCGAGGCCGCCCUCGAGCACCCCUACCUCGCCAUCUGGCACGACGCCAGCGACGAGCCCGACUGCCCGAGCACCUUCAACUUCGACUUCGAGGUCAUCGAGGACGUCAACGAGAUGCGCAAGAUGAUCCUCGACGAGGUCUUCCGCUUCCGCCAGCUCGUCCGCACCGCCCCCGGCGCCACCGUCCACGGCGCUCCCGGCCAGCCCCAGGCCCCCGCCCAGGUCCCCAUGCCCGCCGGCGGCCCGAGCCAGCAGUGGACCGCCGAGGACCCGCGCCCCCAGGAGUAUGGCACCAUGCAGGGGCUCGAGGCCGAGCUGGCGGGCAGAUGAGGGGUCUGUCCUUCC
Molecule: messenger RNA, 1588 nt
Organism: Thermothielavioides terrestris NRRL 8126
Lineage: Eukaryota; Fungi; Ascomycota; Sordariomycetes; Sordariales; Chaetomiaceae
Exons: 5
Coding region: 332-1573 (413 amino acids)
Biological process (GO): protein phosphorylation; intracellular signal transduction
Cellular component (GO): cytoplasm; nucleus
Molecular function (GO): MAP kinase activity; ATP binding
Source: RefSeq, a predicted model, not a curated record